UCAAGAAAUCCCUUGCGACUCAGGUAAGCGCCACCCUUUGUUUGAAUCGAACCAUUUCAGUCGCUGCUUUCUUGUCUUGGUUAUGUCUGCCACUACUGAGCCUAGCGUGCGUCCAAGACGCUGGCUAGCAUGGUACGGUCCGCAGAGGGAUGGUACCAAGGAAGUGGCCAGACCAACUCUUCACCUGGACACAGGGUUGGCGUCUUCCAGAGAGGAAUGCGAGCAGAGCGAGCAGACCAUCCAUUCUGCAGACCCAGGUGCGAGCUGUGAGUCAGGCUUAAAGACUUCGCGGCCUAGCACACCGAGACGCAACUCCAUUUCCUCCUUAUCUCAUUUACUUUCCUUGCAUUCAUCUCCUCACUCCUCUGUUUCUCAUCUACAGCAAGAUGACCAAGCCUCGCCACAGAAUGCCGCAUCAUCGUCGUCUACUAUAUCGGCCCCCUUGGCAUCUGCCGUGAAAUCACCUGAACUGACACCUCGCUCCGCCGGAUCCUUCGGGAAGAUAUCUUUUAAUUCCAUGAUGGGGGGUCUUUCCGCGCUCUCUUUGUCUCGCACGAUAACGAAUGAAGACAAAGACAAGGAAACUCGCGGACGCAAACGAAAACCUCGCUCCUCGUCUUUUCUUCCAAAGAAUCCUAUUCGUGCUCGCUCGUCAUCUCCCUUCAGUCUACGCCGUUUCCGUCCUCGCGAUCGCGAUGCAUCUCCCGCUCCUCUGCCUCUCGAAGAUUCGGACUGUGACUCUGUCAUCUCACGACGACUUGCCGUCCGGCCUCGCAAUGCUUUCACAGAUGAUAUGGAUUCAGGUUCGGAGUACGCUGGAGAAGAAACGGAAGAUGAAGAAGAUGAUUGGAGUGAAGAUGGCAUGUUUGAUUUCGUUACCGAGAGGAACACGGAGCAGAAUGCGCUUAUUGCUGCCCAUGAGAUGUCAAUGGGAGAGCUAGACCCCGAUGACGUCACUAUGGAUCCCGACCCAUUGGGUGAAGGUGUCAAUGUCGUGGUGCCACCCGAACCCUAUUUUCCUUCUACUCUGAACCGGUCGAGCUUCACCUCAAAAGGCAAACGUGGGGCCCCUAAGCGAAAGAAGUCCCGGCAUCAUGAAACUCUUCCUUUGAAGACUGAUCGUCCACUAUUCCAGCGUGAUAGGUGCACGAUCACCAUGACCCAAGGCGAUCCGGAGGCAUCAGGAAGACGGAGGCGGAUGUACAUUGUUGCUAGUGACCUCAGCGAGGAGAGUCGUUAUGCUGUUGAGUGGGGUAUCGGCACAGUGGUUCGAGACGGUGAUCAUCUGCUCAUCGUUACAGUUGUCGAGAACGAGAGUAAAGUCGACCCGCCGAUCCCCAACCAAGUGGAUCGCACCACCAGACUUCGUUCCCAACAGGAACGUCAAGGCCUUGCCUACAUCCUUGUCCGUCAAGCAACGUCACUCUUGCAGCGCACGCACUUGCACGUGACCGUAUCCUGCCAAGCAUGGCACUCUAAAAAUGCACGCCACAUGCUCCUUGAUAUUGUUGACUAUAACGAACCCACGAUGCUGAUUGUGGGGUCCAGAGGCUUAGGUCAGAUUAAGGGCAUUCUAUUGGGCUCAACAUCACACUAUCUCAUUCAACGAUGCUCCGUGCCGGUCAUGGUUGCCCGCCGCCGGCUCAAGCGGCCCCCGAAGCGCUCCGCUCAUCUUGCCAAGAACCGCAUGCACGUCUCCCUUGCGGAGGCCGGGAUUGACAGAGUCGUCCCCAAGGUUGACCAGGAUGUGGCGGUAAUGCGGGACGAGAUGCAACGUGACGACGAUCGGCGAGGUAAGGAGGAGGAGAGAGAUAUUGACGAGGAUGGGGAGGAGCCUGGGGAGGAAGGCGAAGGAGAUGGCGCGGAGGGCGAGGGGUACUUGGGCACCAAGGUUGGGGGGUGACAAAAUGCGAGCUUAAAGCUCGUUGAUUCCCCCGUGCAUUGAUUCCUCUGGGCUUUAGCAUUGAACUUCUGUUUUUUUUUUUCCACUUCAGGCGCACCAAGAUAUGAGUGGUUGUUGAUACCUGAAUGAUGGGAUGAGCACCACAGCUUGGUGUUGUACAUAUGAUAGUCAUAGACGAAAGUUUUUACUAUUUGUAACAUUGGAGCAUUAUAAAUCGAUUAAGCAACCACAUUU
This is a messenger RNA of Suillus subalutaceus, 2137 nucleotides long. RefSeq lists its product as uncharacterized. NCBI's taxonomy places the organism in Eukaryota, Fungi, Basidiomycota, Agaricomycetes, Boletales, Suillaceae. The transcript is spliced from 7 exons. The coding region runs from base 83 to 1903 and encodes 606 amino acids. The record is from RefSeq and is a predicted model, not a curated record.